AUAUUCAUGGAGAAAGUUUCAAUAGAGGAUAUAAUAUCUCUCAAAUACUUAUUUAUUUAAUUUUAAAAAGAGUGAAACUAAACGUAACAAAACAGAACAAAGUAGGUCAGAAGGAAGCAAUGUAAGUUACACAAAUUUCAAAGCAAGAUAACAGGGUAUCUACCAUGGCUACCAUAAUGUCUUUUGUUUUCUUCCAAGUAGUCAUCCAUAUCUUCACACAAUGAAUUCAUACGAAAUGAAAUAGUGUUAAACUGAUCAGAACACAGUGAUGAAGGCAUUAUAGGCCAGACAAUAGGAAAGCCAACAAUGGCUGCCAUAAUGUCUCUCGUUAUCCUCAAAGUAGCUGUCCAUACCCUCAUGUAUGUUGAAAUUAAACAAUACAAAACAGACUAAAAUCACUCUGAACAAAUAAAAAUAGCAUUAUUGGAUUUCACAGCCUGACAAUACGGUAUCAACAAUCGAUACCAUAAUGUCUCUUUUUCUGCAAAGUAGCUGUUUAUUUCAUCACGCACAAUAUAAUUGAUUCUCAUAAACUGUUUAGGGGAAGUUCUACACAUGUAUAAGUCUCUACAUGUACACCUAUACUCUCUCUAUUAGAGAGAAAAUCAAAACAUAACAAAACAAAUUACUAGAAGAAUAAGAAACAAAAAGACAAAUAAGUAACAAUAGCAAAGAGCCUAAAACAAUGACGAUAUAAGCCUUCAAAACAAGGUGGUAGGAGCAUCACUAGAGUUGACAUUUUGCAUAAUGAUCUUCAAGAGUUCCUCAGAUCCCCAGACAUUAACAUGUAAAAUUGUCCCAAUUAUAUGAAUGUUAGCUGUUUUGUUCCAAACUUGUGAAAUUUGAAGCACAAUUGUCUUAGCUAUCCUAAGUGUGUUUAUACAAUUUUAGAUAUUUUUUCUUUUUCCUCUUUUUCUUGAGAUAUUAUUUUUCCCUUUUGAGCAGAUUCUUAUCCUUUCACUGUAUUUAUUGAGAAUUUUCAAUCUUAUGUACUCUUACAAUUUAUUAUACUAGGGAGACAAUACAAUAUUUACACAUGUGAGUUUGAUUUAUUUCACUUAUGACUAUGGUCUCAAGUUGUGACCAUUUAUUUACAUAUAUCUCAAUGUGAUCAUUCUUUAUAACUGAGUAGUACUCCACUGCAUAAAAAUAUCAUCUUUUUUACCCAUUCCUCAGUUGAUGGGUAUUUAGGUUGUUUCCAAAUCUGGCUAUUACAAAUUGUGCUGCUAUAAACAUGUGCACAUAUAUCAUUGUGAAGCGAUAUUUUCAGUUCUUCUGGAAAUAUGUCCAGUAGUGGAAUAGCUGGGUCAAAUGGGACUUCCAAUCCCAGCUUUUUGAGGAACCUCCAGACUGACCUCCACACUGGUUGCAAUAAUCUGCACUCCCACCAACAGUGCAGAAAAAGUCCUUUUUCCUCCAUGCAGCCUCUCCAGCAUUUGUUGUUAGUUUUCUUGAUCCUAGCCAUUUUUCUGGAAUGAGAUGGGAUCUCAGUGUCAUUUUAAUUUUCAUUUCUCUAAUGACCAAUGAUGUUGAACAUUUUUUCAUAUAUUUAUUUUCCUUUUGUAUUUCUUUGUCUGAGAACUGUGUAUUGAGCUCAGAUCCCAUUUUUGGAUUGGGUCUUUGAAUUUCAGGAGUUUGAUUUUUAAAAUAUUCCUUAUAUGUUCUAGACAGAAGUCCUUUGUCUAAGGAUGUGACCCCAGUUAUAGAUUCUGGGAAGUAUUUCCCACAUGGUUUGAUUUUUGUUCAUGAAUUCUCCUCGUAUCCCUAUGUCUUCAAGAUUUCUACCUACUUUGUCUUCCAACAGAUUUAGUGUUUCUGUUUUAAUAUUUAGAUCUUUGAUCCAUUUAGAUUUUAGUUUAGUAUGUACACUAGUUUGUAGUAUAAAUAUGUCAGUUUUUUGGUUGCUAGUGUGAAGGAUGUGGCUUCUCUUAUUUCUCUCUCAGUGAUUUCACUGUUCAUGUACAGAAAUGCUAUUGAUUUUUGAGUGUUGACUUUGAUUCCAGCUACAUUACUAGAUUUAUUUAUUAUACCUAGGAGUCUUUCAAUGGAGUUUUGAGGGUCUUCUAUGUAGAGUAUCAUGUCAUCUACAAAUAAUGAUAAUUUAAAUUCUUUUUUUCCUAUCCUUAAUCCUUUUAUUUCUCUCUCAUGUCUAAUUGCUCUGGCUAUUAUUUCCAGCACUAUUGAAUAGCAGUGGCAAUAAUGGACAUUCUUGUCUUAUUCCUGAUUUUAGGGUAAAGGGUUUCAGUUUUUGGCCAUUUAAUAUGAUGCUGGCUAUUGACUUUUAUCAUAUCGAGGUAAAGAGCAUCUAUUCCAACUUUCUGUAAGGUUCUUAUCAUAAAUAAGUGUUGGACCUUAUCAAAAGCUUUCUCUGCAUCUAUUGAAAUGUUCAUGUGAUUCUUAUUUUUGGCUCUACUGAUAUAGUGGGUUACAUUUAUUGAUUUUCAUAUAUUGAAGCAUUCCUGUAUUCCUGAGAUGAAUCCCACUUGGUCAUGGUGUAUAAUUUUCUUCAUGAUUUCAUGCAUUCUGUAUGCCAAAAUUUUAUUGAGAAUUCUGCAUCUAUGUUCACUAGGGAAAUUGGCCUGUAGUUCUCUUUUUUGUUCUGUCUUUCUCAGGUUUUGGUAUUAGAGUAACACUUUCUUCCAGGAAUCAGUUAGGGAAAAUUUCUUCCCUCUCAAUCUCAUUGAAUAGUUUGAAGAGUGUUGUCACUAAGUCUUCUUUGAAUUUCUUGUGGAAUUCAGCAGUGAAUCUAUCUGGACCUGGGAUUUUCUUUGUUGGUAAGGAUUUAAUUAUAUUUUCAAUUUCAUUAAUUAAAAUUGAGUUGUUCAGCAGAUUUACAUCUUCUUGACCCAGCUUUGAUAAUUCAUGUGUUUCUAGGAAUCUUAUCAUUUAUUCUGUGUUAUCAAACCUAUGAGAGUAGAAGUUUUUGAAAUAUGUAUUGAUGAUCUGUGUUUCCACAGGGUCUGUAGUGAUUUCACUCUUUUCAUUGUUUAUUACAUGAAUUUGAGUUUUUUCUUUCCUUUUUCAAAUAAGAUUUCUAGGAACUUAUCAAUUUUAUUUAUUCUUUCAAAGAACCAACUCUGAUUCAUUGAUUCUUUGUAUCAUUUUCUUAUCAGAUUGAUUUCUGCUCUGAUAUUUAUAAUUUCAUCCCUUCUUUUGGCUUGGGCAUCACUUGUUCUUCUGUUUCUAGAUGUUGGUAGUGUUGCAUCAAGUUGUUUAUUUGUGUUCAUUCUGUCUUCCUGAUGUGGUAAUUCACAAUAAAUUUUCCUCUGAGGACUGCUUUCAUUGCAUCCCACAGAUUCCAGUAAGAUGUAUUUGUAUCUUCCUAUGCCUGUAAAUAUCGUUGAAUUUCUUCUUUAAUUUCCUCUGUGUCCUACUGAUUGCUCAGGAGUGUAUUAUUCAAUUUCCAUGUGUUUGUGGGAGUUUCGCAGUUUCUUUUAUCAUUAAUUUCUAGUUUCAUGGCACUGUGAUAAAAUAACAUGCAUGGGAUAAUUUUAAAUCUUUUGCAUUUACUUAAGCAUGUUCUGUGGUCUCGUAUAUUGGCCUAUCUUAGAGAAUGUCCCAUGUGUUGUUGAGAAGAAUGUAUAUUCUGAUGUUGUUGGGUGGAACACUUUGUAAAAGUCCACCAAGUGCAUUCGUUCACAAAUGUGAUUCAGUUUUACUAUUUCUUUGCUAAUUUUCUGUCUAGUUGAUUUGUUCCUUUGUGUCCAUGGCAUGUUAUGGUCUCCUGUUAUAAUUGUGUAAUUGCUUAUUUGAUUUUUCAUUUCUUUUAAUAUUUGUUUUGUAUAGCUGGGUGCUCGAAUUUGGUGCACAUAUAUUUAAGAUUUUUAUCUCUUCCUCUUGAAGUUUUCCCCUAACUAGUAUGUAGUGAGCUUCUUUAUCUCUUUGAUCAUUCUUGUGAUCUGUAUGUCAGUUUCCAUUCUCAUGUUUGGGAAAUUUUCAGCUACUACGAAUCAAAUUCAUGAGGUUGUGCUGACUAAGCAGGUGCUUAUGCUGCUGAGUUAAAUCCCCAGCCCAGCUAUUAUUUCUGUAAAUAGCCUCUUAAUAUCAUUUGUGUUGUCACUUUGUUUUUCAUUUAUAUCUAUCAAUCUUAUGUUGUUCUUCUUUGCAUCAUCUUGCAGCUGUUGAAUUGUUAUUUCUUAAUUCCUUGUUAUUUUUAAAAGAUUUACUGUUCACUAGCUGCAAUCUUGUCUUUGAGGUCUGAAAGUCUUUCUUCACUUUUAUUGUGUUUUGCUGAGUUGAUUUUGGCAACUUUUGAAGGGAUUUUUUUUAUUUCCUGUAUAUCAUGUUACUGGGAUGUCUUACCAGAUGCUCCAGGUAGGGAAACUCAAAGACAUUUAUGUCUGUGGCCUUAUGAAAGUAGUAAAUUCUAAUAUUCAUAGAAAAUCUCAAAAUAUUUUAAAAAUAAUUAUAUCUCUGAAUUACAAGCAUGGACAGUUUGCACUGAAAUGAACAAGAGAAUAAAAGAAAUAACAUAAUACAUACAUGCAUUCAUGUGUUUGUUCCCCAAAUAUUGUGAACUGAAUCCAAAAGAAAAUAAAAAUUUCUCCAAAUCAGAAAAACAACCAGUCAGCCAAGCAAAGAAAGACCUAUAAAUUAAGAAAAAAUGCUCAAUCACAAUUAUUAUACAUGAAUUGCAAGCCACAAUACAAAGAAACUACAUUUCUCAUUCAUCAGGCAAAUUUUUAUAAAGUUCAGCAACAUUUUAUACUAUAGAUUUAGUGAGGAAAAGUUAUUUUUAUGCAUUGCUAAUGGGAAGGCUAAAUGCUACAUUUCCAAGGAGGAAAUUUUCCCUCUCACUCUGCUCUUCUUUUUAACACAUUAUUUGAUAAUGAAACAUUUUUUUUUCUCUUUUUGUUUUGGUGUCUUCAUACAGGCAUGUGUAUGUGUAUACACACACACACACAUACACACACACAAUGAUUCAGCAAUUUCAAUAGUUAAGAAGAAUCAUAACGGCACUCUAUAUUCUACUCUGGUGAAGCCCCACAGUAUCAAAUAUUCUCAGACUUUUUUCAAAGAUUCCAAGUUCACCUUCCCUGUACUUUUAAUCUUUGAAUCACUGUUCCAAUUAUAAACGUGAGUUUUGAGUUUUGAAUGAUGAUUCUGAAUGUUAUCCUCCAGGACUUUCCCUAAUAAUCAAGAAAUAUCAAGAGGUGUAGUCAUUGAUUAAAUAAAAAUGGAGGAAUGACUGAAAUAUUGUUUCAUACACAUGCUUUCUUUUCUCAUGUUGUUUUUAUUAUAAUUUAUUUUAACUGACGCAUGACAUGUACAAAUUGUACAUAUUAAUGGCAAAACCAACUAAUGGUUUAGUAGAUGCAUACAUUAUACAAUACUCAAAUGUGUUAAAUAGAUGAAUAUCUUCAGAGCUUCAUUUUUUUGUUGUUGUUCGUUUUCUUUUAUCAUGUACUGUGCUGGGCAUAAAUCCAGGGCCUUUGCACUUAGCUGCUUUCUUACCCUAAUGCUUCCACUCUCCUCCCCUCCACUUUCUUCCUCUUCUGUUUCCCUCCUCUCCCUUUCUCUUUCUAUUUUGAGACAAGAUCUUGAUAAAUUGCUACACUGCCCAGGAUGAGCUCAAUUUUGUAAUUCUCCUGACUAAGCCCCCAGAGUGCUUGAAUUACAGAGAUGCAUCACCAUAUCUGGCUCAGUCAUCAUUUCUGUUCGGUAAAGUCCUUUCUUUCAAUUUUUUGAAAUGUGCACACCAUUAUUAUCUAUCCUCACCCCACUGGAUCACACCACAACAGAACUUGUUACUGUUAUUUAACUGUAACUAAGCACACAUUUACUAGCAUUUCCCUUGCUUCUUCCACCUGGUAAACUCCACUGCCUGUAGUAACCUUAAUUCUUCCUUAAUUAGCAGGAGAUCAAGUUGUUUAGGUUCUCCACAGUUAGAACAUGUAUUGCUUGCCUUUCUAUGCCUGGGUUGUCAAUGUAAUUAUAAAUGAUAAGAUUUCUGUGUUUCAUAUGACUGAACAGUAUUGCAAUCUGUGUAUAUGUCACAUGUUCAUUAUUCAUUCGCCAGUUAGUGGACACUGGGGUUAUUUGCAUUUUUAAAUAUUGUGAAGAGUACAGCAAUAAACAUGGGGAUAUCUCUUUGAUAUACUGAUUUCAGAAAUCCAGUAGCAUGAUGUUUGCAUCAUAUUGUGGUUCCAUUUUUGGUUUUCUGUUUCAUUUUAUUUUUAUUAGAACAUAUUAGUUAGACAGAAUAGUGAGUUUGUAUUGACAUUUUCCUGCUUGCAUGUAAUGUUCUUUGAUCUUCUCCACUCCUUUUAUUCCUUUUCCCUUUCUCCAAUGCCUUAUUCAUAACCUCUCUGCUAGUGCCUUCCACUUUCAUAUUGUCUGUGAUAUUCACUUUUUAGAUUCCAUACAUGACAGAAAUUGUUAUAUUUGGGUUUCUGAAUCUGGUUUAUUUCACUUAACACUAUGAUAUCCAGUUUGAUAUAUUUUACUGAAAAUGACAUGAUUUCAUUCUUCUGUGUGGUUAAUCAUCCAUUGUAUAUAUAAACCAUGUUUUCUUUACUCAUUCAUCACUUGAUGGCAGCUGAGCUGUUUUUGCAGCUUUGUUAUUGUGAAUUACACCACAGUACACCUGAGUAUAUAAGAAUCUCUCUAGUACGUUGACUUUAAUUUUUUGAGGAAUAUCUUAAGACUGGUAUUAUUGCAUAAAACAGUAAGUCUAUUUCAGAAGCUUUUCAGUCUUUUAAACAAUGAAAAUAAAAAUUAAAAGUAAAUUCUAAAAUUAUAGAUAAUAGGAUCAAUCCAUAAAAUGGCAUAAAUUAAUGUAAAACAAAUGUAAUUAAUUUUAAGAAAUACGUGCUGUAUCUGAAUUGAUUGACAGUUUGCUUGUUUGGUAGAUUGUGUCUUAGAGCUUUAUACCAAAUGACAAAUUAGUUAUGAAGCUGAAGUUUUACUGAGAAAAACCAUGCAAAGUCCCCACAGAGACAAAUAGCAUUAACUAUUCUUGAACUGAAAGAAGCUAAAAGUGAUACAAGAUAUUUUACUUUUAAGAUUCUUGCUCCUAGAACUAUAAUUGAAAAUAGGGUGUGAUAUCUAAUAAUACAUUACACAGAACUAAAACAGCAGUGGAGAGGUGACCAGCUUGCGUGCGUGUAUUUCAUUCCUUUUGAAAUGCUAAGACUUGAACAAAACAUAUUGACCACUACAGAAAAUAUACUAGGUAUUUUAAAAUAACUGAAAGUCCGACUCGUGACAGGUUCCACCCUAAUGAUGUUUUCAGGUGUCAGGACUUCCUAUGUGGUUGUAUCCGGAGAGCUCGCAUUGCUACAUUCUGUGCUCACUCUAUUAAUUUCUCAGGUAGGGGCAGCUGACAAAGAUAGUAGCUUAUGUAUCUAUUCUGUUUCUUUGAAUUUAUCUUGGACUUUAUAUUACGGAUCAUCAGGAAUUCCUAAACUCAGAACUUUUAUCCUAACAGUGAAGAGCAUCUUUGCCUGGGAUCUAUACAUUCUGCAACAAUCUUGGUGUUGUUCUCUAAAAGUAAGGUAUUUAUAUUUUUCAAGAUAUUAAUUCAUUGUAUUCAAGGACCAAUGUUUUUAAAACUUUCAGUAAAGGUGGGUCAAAUUAUUUGAAUCAAAAGAAUAAAGGUUUAUUUUUCAGAAUGUAUGGCUUCAGAUAGAUGAAAUAUCAAUAGGUGACAGAUAAGAAAACAAAAAAAACUUGGCCAUAUUGCAUUUUUAUGACAAUUAUCAGAAAAAAGGAAAUUUGGAAAUGAAUCUGAUAUAAAUAUGAAACAUGAAACAGUUCAAAAAUUCUAUUGGAAAAGGCUUACAGGAUUCACCAUUAGGUUUGGACUUUGCUUAAUACAUCCAAUAACUAUAGAGUAUUUAGGAGCAAGAGAUAUUUGAAGCUUCGUUUGAAACAUCUUAAGACCUAUUUCUAAACUAUAAUAUAUUUAGUGUACAAAGUAUUCAAUUUAGUGUAAAACUGUAGCAUCAUUCAGCUGAGACUUCUGUGCUCAGUGGGUCAUAGUGAGAAGGCAGGAGCACAAGACAGAAAGAGGUGACUGGUCGGAAGAGAAAUAGAAAAAGACAGGACUAUUCACGGGAGGAUGUGAUAAAUGAAAUAGUUAUGAAAUAUUCUUAAAGUCAAUAGUAAGAUUUAAUUCAUAUUUUAGAUAAUUACAUAUUGAUUGUGGUGCAACAUGGGAGGGCCAAUAUACACUAAAAAAGAGAGAAAAUUCUCUAAUAGCAUAAAAGUCUGUAUGAGCAGAUCAGAAUUGAAGUGGGUAAUAAAAUGUUUUUUGUAAAGAUGGAAACAGAUGCUGUGAGACAUAGAGGCUCCCAAGGGCAUGAAUCAAUGGAACCUGGAAGAAUUUCUCACAUCAGAAAUGAGCGGGGAAAAAGUGAUUUAUUCUGAUUUGGUAAUUGAGCCUCCAUCGCAGUCGCAGAGGAGAACCCGUGAGUUAUCUGAAGCCCAGCGGAGUACCCAUUUGGAACAGCACGGUCGUUCUGCUCCUUCGUCUGCAUGGAAAUUAAUUGCACUGGGUAUGCUGUUCAUCUCCAUGGGCCUUCUUUUGUCUCUUAUAACCGUAGCCACAAAGUUUUGUUCUUCAGCAGCAGAGACAUAUUCAGAAAAUCUCACCUGCAGCCAAGGAACACAUCAACAGAGAUUGCUUUCAGGAAAUUCAAAGAAUGAACAGUCACUAAUAAAUGUUCAAGCUUGGAAGUGUCACCCUUGUGAUGACAACUGGCACCAGUAUGGGAGCAACUGCUACUUUGUUUCUUCAAGUUUAACAGCUUGGGAAGUUUGUAAACUUCAAUGUGCAUCUUCUCUUUCAACGUUUUUUAGAUUCAAUGCUAAAGAAGAGCUGGAUUUUGUAAAGAAAAUAUCAAGAAUGGGGUGUCAUACAAGUUCAAAAAACCUUUGGACCAGCUUAAAAUUCAAUGGCAGCCAAUGGACUUGGUUAGAUGGCUCAGUUUUUACCUCGGAUGAGUUUCAAUUGGAUAGAACUGACAUGGCUGAUAAUCAAUGUAAAUAUAUAAAAGAUGGUCAAUUACUAAGUGGUGACUGUACAGCACCAGGUUUUUGUGUAUGCAAGAAGACAGUAAAGGAAAAUUAAGGGUUUAAGAUUUAUAUGGAAAGAAAAGAUGAAAUACAAAUAUCAAUAUUUUUCCAAGAUAAUUUUUACCUCAUAUUAAAAAAAUCUUUUUCUAAAAAUCUGUACCUUUAGGAUAUUAAAUACAAUACAAUAUUACUUGUAGCAAAUAUGAUGCCAAAUAUUCUUAAGCAUAUUAGUUAAUCAAAAGUCUACAAUAUAUUAACAGUGAAAGGCAUGAGAUAUAAAGGGCAGUAAGAAUGGAAAGAAGAAAUUAAGAAAAUGUGGAAGAGAGAAUUCAUACAAUUCUGGAGAUUAAAGUUUUCUUAUUACGUUUAUUGGUACAAUUUAGAUAGAAAUUCUAGAAGUUUGAGGUUCAACAUUAGUUUGUUUUCUGAGAUCUUUCUGUGUUUCUAACAUGCAAGUUAACUGCUGUAAGUUUCAUUCAUAGGACUGCUUUUACUGGGUCACAUAGUUCCGGAAAGAUAUAUCAGAGACAUCAUUUAAUUGUAGAUACUAUUUAAUUUCUUCUUUAAUUUCAUUUGUGAUCCAUUGUUUGUUCAGUAGGUGUUAUUUAAUUUUCAUGGGUUUGUAGAGUUUUUAUGAUUUCUUUUGCUAUUGAUUUCCUGUUUCAUUGUACUAUGGUCUGAUAGGAUGCAUGGGAUAAUUUCAAUUCAUUUGCAUUUACUAGUAUGUUCUAUGGAUUAGUAUAUGCUCUGCUUUAGAGAAUGUUUCAUGUACCCCUAAGAAGAAUGUGUGUUCUGAUGUUGUGGGGUGCAGCACUCUGUAGCUUUCUAGUAAGUCUAUUUGCUCAUAUUUGGUUCAGUUGUGAAAUGUUGAUUUUGUAUAAUUGAUCUAUCUAUUUAUAACAGUGGCAUGUUAAGGGGUGGAUUAUAGUAGUUAACUGGUUGUGUUAAUUUGAAUAAGAAAUUUCCAACUAAAUUGGAUCAGUAUAAUUCUGGGUGUAGAAGAUUCAUGCUGAGGGUGAUUGUAGACAGAGAAUUUUAAAAGAGAAAUGAAGAAGGAAGGCUUGCUUCUCUUUCUUUGGAAGACCUCUAGUUUUUAUCUCCACCGUGGCUAUCACUUCCUGGUUUCUAGCACAGACUCUUCAGUCUUCCAGGAUGCACUCUUCAGUCUCCCAACAUAGAUCUUUCUGUCUCCUGAUACAGACCCAAAUUGGACAUUGUAUUGAGCUCCUCGCCUUCAACUAGAUCCUUUGGAUCCCCACCUGGAGGCAGGCCUUUUAUACUCUUCCACAUCUGACUCUGCGGAUGGCCUUGUAAGGCAAUAAAUUCAUAUAGAUAUAGAUAUACAUAUUCAUAUACAUAUAGAAAGAGAGAUAUAAAUAUAUUUAUGUCAUAAUAAAUUUGUUUCUCUAGCAACCAGUGACUAAUAAAGAAAUUGAAAUAGAUAAACACAUGUGUCAAAUAGGUGAUAUUAUUUUACAGAAAAUAUAUUACUUAGGGUCAGAAAAGUUCAUAUGACACGAAACACAUUUUAAUUUACCAAGAUAUGACGUUCCCAAUAGGCACAAAUGCAAUAAUGUAGCUUUAAAAUACAUAAUAAAAUAUUUGAAAAACCAACAGAAUAAAUAGGAAAAAAUGAAAUCAGCUUCAUAGUGUGAUAUUUAAAAUAUUCCUGCAACUGUUAAAGAUGAAGAUCAAAGUUCAACAAUAGAUUUGAAUGUGAAAGUAGCAAUAUUUUCUAUUACUAUAUAAGUAAUUUAGCAUUACAUAGAGAAUAUUGUUUUUCUCAACAUCUUAGAAAAAAUUAGAUGAUAAUGAUACAUCAGGAGAGCACAGAGAUCUACAAAUUGUCAAGUUGAUUUUUUGUAAAAAGUAAUGAGACAAAAAUCUUUGGAGAAAUUCACAGAGGAAAAUUGUCAGAAAGCAUAGAUAAAAAUAUCAGAGUUUACCAAGGGGAUGUAUAUAGAGUUAAAACAAUUUAUCAAAUAAAAACUUACCUUUAUUUUAUUUCAUGUAAAUCCAAAAAUGUCAACAAAAAAUCUAGGCAAAUGUAAUUGAUUUAAAAUUUGAAUAAUUAUAAAUCAUGAAAUUAUUAAGUUGAUGGCUUACUCUUUUGAUAUGGCUGAAGGGCUUUCAGCAUGAUUUUCAUAUGUCUUGGACUAUUUUUCAAUAUCAUAUAAGCUAUUGUGAGAUAUAGAAAACAAAUAAAUCUAGGUUUUUUUUGUUUUGUUUUGUUUUGUUUUUCUUUUUCCUUUUUAUCAGUACUGGGGAUCAAACUCACGACUGCUUGCUUGCAAGGCAGGCGCUUAUGCCGCUGAGCUAAAUCUCCAGCCCGAAAACAAAUAAAUCUGAAUUUUCCCUAAGAUGAGUUUGAUAUUGAUAAAAUAAAACGUAUUGAGAGAAUUAAAGCAGUAUACUGUUUGAUUUUAUACUUAACGUGAAUAUUUAGACACAUUUUCAAAGUCAAAAUUAUUACAGUUGAUAGUUAUAAAAAUCUUUAAAAAUUAAGACUUUUGCAUAUUUUAUGUAUAAUCUAUUUUACACUAUGAACUCAUUUAUAAUAAUUCUACAAUGUAAGUAAUUUAACUGACCAAGUGAUUCUUACCUUAAUGCAAAAGAAAUGCUCUUAUAAAUAAUUACUUAAUCAGAAAGAUCUAACUAGAUAUUGAAAAUAUCUAGUUAGAGUAUAAUAAAAUAGUCAAAAUAUACAUGAAUUUAAGAGGUAGUUCCUCCCCAACUACAAGAAUAAUAAAUUUCAUUUUAAUAAAUGCAUGGCUCUCUACAGAUCUGUAAUAGUGGCAUGGACUAGAAGUUAGCCUCUAUGAUUAGACUUGUAUUGAAGGACAAGUCCUUAUAGGUGAGGCGAGAUCCUCUGCAGUGCACACACAUGGGGAAGAGCUGGUUUGGUGAGGACAGACACACUGCUACCACAGGAAAGUGAUUUCUUAUGGCGAAGUGUAUGGUAUAGUAACCCGAGUUUUUAAAAGUCCAAAUGGCACUUGUUCUCACCAUUUUUCCCACCACCAUUGAAGGUAUUUUUCUUGGAAUGUAAGAGUGGGCGAAGAGUGUGAAAUAUGUACAGUCUACAACAUUUCGGGGAGUUCAGGUUCCAGAGCUCAGGUGGAGUUGGACAUGAAGGUGAACCAAACUCUGAAUCUCAGCCAAAAUCCCUGCCAGAGAAAAACAGACAAGAUCCAAGAACUCAAACAUAUGGCACUGGAGAUAGAGGAGUGGGGUCUGUGGACUGCGGACCAACACAGGUAGUUUUGCAGCAUGACUUUAUAUUGUAUUAGUAAUGUAACAGCCUGAGAAAAGGGCGUGCCUGGCUGUAACACCUUGGGGUCUGAUGCUGUGACUCUUGGAAACAGGAAAUCCUUUAAAAGUCCAACCCAGUGGUUCCUCUUGCCUUUGACCUGUACCACCUGAUUGGCUACUUUUCAGCUGUAGAACAAGUGGGACUCCCUGCUACCUGCCAGGAGAGCAUCUGUGUUCUCUAGGCUGCUUUCCUGAGGCUCCAGAGACCAGCUCAAAAUGAACACCAGAAUCUGUUCUUUUCUGUCUAGUAAUAAAUCUCUUGCAAUGUAA
Cavia porcellus (domestic guinea pig) is the source of this 12600-nucleotide messenger RNA. Its product is annotated as C-type lectin domain family 1 member A-like. NCBI's taxonomy places the organism in Eukaryota, Metazoa, Chordata, Mammalia, Rodentia, Caviidae. Gene Ontology annotation, biological process: positive regulation of cell migration; detection of molecule of fungal origin; positive regulation of phagocytosis. Gene Ontology annotation, cellular component: cell surface. The record is from RefSeq and is a predicted model, not a curated record. The coding region runs from base 8303 to 9073 and encodes 256 amino acids. The transcript has 7 exons. Gene Ontology annotation, molecular function: (1->3)-beta-D-glucan binding; pattern recognition receptor activity.